AUGUCUCUACCCACUGCACCUCUCGGUCGCGAUGGCCCCCAAGUCACUCGCCUGGGUUUUGGCCUCAUGGGCCUGUCCGCCUUCUAUGGUCAGCCCAAACCUGACUCUGAGCGUCUAGCGCUGCUUGACAGGGCUCAUGAGCUAGGCGAACGUUUCUGGGACUCUUCAGACAUGUACGGCGACAACGAAGACUUGAUUGGGAAGUGGUUCAAGGCCAACCCCGACAAGCGCAAUGAUAUCUUCCUAGCAACCAAAUUCGCGGUCAAGAACAUGGGCGCUGAGAUCGACUCUUCUCCAGAAUACGUCAAGGAGGCCGUCGAGAAGUCUCUGCAACGGCUCGGAAUUGAACAGAUCGAUCUUUACUACUGCCACCGUGUUGACCAGAAGACGCCCAUCGAACUCACUGUGCAAGCCAUGGCUGACCUUGUCAAUCUCAAGAAAGUAAAGUAUCUCGGUCUUUCAGAAGUCAGCGCCGAGACGUUGCGAAGAGCGCACAAAGUUCAUCCUAUCUCUGCUGUACAGGUUGAAUACUCUCCUUUUGCCCUAGAAAUUGAGAGCAAGCAAAUUGACCUACUGAAGACAUGCCGUGAGCUAGGUGUGGCCGUGGUUGCCUACUCGCCUCUAAACCGCGGUAUGUUGAGUGGUGCCCUCAAGGGCCCAGAGGACUUUGAAGAAAGCGAUUUCCGUCGAUUUGCGCCUCGCUUCAGCGCCGAGAACUUUCCCAAGAACCUCAAGCUUGUGGAGCAGAUCACCGAGGUUGCAAAGGCCAAAGGCGUCACUCCCAGCCAAUUGACUUUGGCGUGGUUGAUGGCGCAGGGUGAGGACAUUUUCCCUAUCCCAGGCACGACUAAGGCUGCGCGCCUGGAAGAGAACGUGGGAAGUUUGAAGAUUGAAGUGAGUAAAGAGGAGGAACAAAAGAUUCGCAAGUCAUGUGAAGAGGUGGAGGUUAGUGGUGGACGCUACCCUGAGAGCUUCAUGAAGUCGUGCUAUGCCGAUACGCCGUCACUUGAGCAGUACCGAGAUGGUGGUGCAGGCUUGGAUGGGAGUGGAGACAUCCCCGCAUCCACGCCCAAGACGGCCUAUCGUAUUCAUAGAGAGAUAGUGAGACAAGGCAGUGCAUCCACCUGCGAAGCCAUUGGCCCUCGACGCAUCCAGCAAGAGAGCAUCUCAACCUCGCGCACACGUCAACCUUGGUCCAGCGCAGCCAUGGGCUUCAUCACCGGCUUCCUCGGGGGCGUCACCCUCACCACGGGCGUUCUCUACCUCACCAUCUCGCUGCACACACAAAACCGCACAACACAGGCCGCGCUCCUAAGACAGCAACGCCAAGUCCUUACCGACUUCUACGAGCCCAAGAAGCCGGAGCCAGAGCCCACAAGUCGGGAAGUGCCGGUUGGUCUAGCUGAAAUGGCUAAGGACAGGUGGAACAGGAGCCUCGAGGAGGGCGUGAAGAAGGUGUACACGACGGAUUGGAGGAGAGUACGCGAAGAGGCCGAAGACAGGGCAAGUGCCAUACUGCAGAAGAUCAGGGAGGGCAGCAAUCAUAAUUUUGUCUCCAACAAUACCGCACAUGCCUGCGCAAACAUGGCAUCUCAUGGCAAGGUCCUCGAUCUGUUCGACGACCGCUAUCUGGAAUUGCAGGACGUCAUUGGCAACGUUGAGCCGCUGCCCACACUCGUGCCUUAUGAGCAGUACAAGCAACACGCCAUCGUCUACCGCAUGGACACGAACCAUGACAUCUUCAUGGCGCUUCUGCACGACUUCACAGAGCGCAAGUCACUGGAGACGGGCAAAGAGCUGUGGACGUGGUGCGUGCAAUGGCAGGUUGAUGAAACCGCUACUCACCAGCCAGCCGUAGCACUACACUCACCCAAGAAGCCUCGUAUCGAUCCGAGACAGCCGAACAGUCCUACUAUGCAGCCACCUUUAGGUCAUGGCGCGCCCCCAAUAACCGCCCAGGUUCGCAGACUCGAUCCCGAGCUGAUGCAUCAGGAGGAUAUGCUGCGUAUAUUGGUCGACAUCGUCCAGGUCAACAGCACUGUGGUGCCAAAUUUUAUCGAGUUUCUAUACCGAUGGAUCGACUUCUACGAGGGAGAUGGAAAAGCCUUGAACGCGGCUCUGUAUGGAGAGAUUCCAAGCUUAUGGGACUUUGAAUAUCAUCCGAUUCUUGUUCCGGAGGACGUUAAAAAGAAAAUAGGCGAGGCAAACAGUAUCACAAGAGACGGGAAGGAAUAUGGAACAGGAAUCAAGACACCAAAACACGCCAACGCAGAAGAGCUCGCUCAAAAUUCGCCCACCAAGAAGAUGCGUCAGAAGCCCAAUGUGGUGACAUUUGAGCGUAAGUUGGAAGAAAGUGAGCGUCUACAGUAUCACGAAGUACAUUUCGGCAUACAACCUCCGAAGCUCAACGAGCCUCUGCCGCCUCUUAUCAAUAUUCCUCGGGACCGGGUCAAACGAGCGAAGUACCACGCUGCUUGCUUCAAAUCACGCCAACGCGCCCUUUACCUGCUCAUGGAAGCUGGGGUUACUCCGCAACAGUUGAAAGAUUACAAGAGGUGUCAGACAAUGAGUCUGAAAGACACGCCAUCGCGUGAGGGAGCACAUGGCCUCGAAAACUACGAGAAAGAUGCGAACCUUGCGCAGAUGAUUCAUUCAGCCAAAGAGAAACAGAGAGUAAAGCAGAUGGAAAUUGCCAUCAGCAACAAGUUGGCACACGAGGCCCAGCUUGCUGGUCACAGCACUAUUUCUGCAGGUUCGUCUGGUGUGCCUCUCAUCCCUAUCAUGCCCCCAACCAUUCGCAGUCUGGAAAUAGCUGGCCAAAUAUCACGUGAGAUUCAGCAGACUAAGGAUGAGAGAAAUCAGAAAAUCAACAUCGUUCCUGUACCACUUGUGGGUAAGACGAAAAGCCUGCUUUUCAAAGGCGCAAUGGACAGAGCAGCCUUACUAGGGAUAUGCGGGCCUGAUGGGCGGUUAGCAAGCCCACCUUCUUCUGUCGAUACUGAUGGCCAUGGGUCGAAGAACGAAGAUGAAGGCAAUGGGAUCACCGAUGGAGACUCAAAUGAUGACAUCAGUGCCUCUGGGGACGGAUUGUGUACACUACCUGGACCAGUACUACCGCCGGUCUCAACGCUCCCUCUUCCAAAUCUACCACCGCCAUCGCGUCCACCUCCAGUAAUGACGUCCAGUCAACCUCGAAGCUCUUUUGACUUCAAUCCUUCGUUUUUCUUGCAGCAACAAUAUCCAUCCGGGCACAGUGGUCCGUCUACCUCUGGUCCUGAUCCCCCAAGAAGGUCGAUGUCAUCGUAUAUAGCGGAGAACGUGCGAGACAAUACCCCAAACCAAGCACAACAACCGACACCAGUGCUGCAAUACCAGGAAAUUAUGGCUUCGAACAGUGCUAGAAUCCAACAAAAUGUCCUGGGUGGACAGGUAAGUGUGCAAGGUCCUCAAUCUACCAGCAACACUAGAUCCGAUGCUUCGAACAUGAUACAAAGAGCAUCCGAUCCACCCACGGAGACCGGGCAAGGUUCUUAUCCUCGACCAUCUGUUCUGAUAGCAUCUCGAUCUUCAAACACAACUGUGCCACCACCACCCGGAUUUGAACGCGAUGGUCCUUUUAUCUCUGGAAACAUGCCCCCUCCGCUCGGACCUCCACCGCCGCCGGCGGCGGCCUACCCCUCUACUAAACCUCAAUCUGAUACUUACAGCUCAAAUCUGCCUCAACGAAUUCAGACAUCACCAUCUUAUCCGGUUGGAUCUGAAUUCUCUACUCCUGCACGACCACCAAAUUUCGCGCAGCGCCUUCUAGCCCUGGGUCAUGCUACUAGCCUUCAUCAGGGACUUCGUAAUACUGGGCCGACAUUACUACGAGAACCAGAUAUGCCAGCUCCUAACAGCCUAGGUAGUCAGUACAAAUCAGCCCAAGAGCGUCACCACGCCAAUAUGCAGCGUAUCACUCCAUCUCCACUCACACUUCGACCACCGCCCUCUCCACUUUCGUCCCUAGCACCAAGCUUGCUAGCCACCUCGCCUUUUACCACCUCUCAUAAUGGCAUUCCAGUUCAGAUCUUUUUACCCAGAAUCCUCAUCCCCUCUAACACCAUUGGUCCAGGCGGAAUGAAAUUAGGCAACAGUGGCUGUGCCGAAACAGAUGCUUUUCUUCUCGGAUAUACGCACCCUCUAAGCGGGAAAAUCACUCUUAGUCGUGCCGUCUUCUUACCUUUGGGUGUGUGGAUCAAUGCGCAGGAUAGGGUGCGAAAAGGCAAGUACAAAGUAUUGGAGAGCUACAUAGCACCGACGAGAGAUACUUCAGUCUCACAUCGUGCUGUUUAUGAGAGGGUAAGACAGGCUUAUCAUCUUAUGAAGACGGGAUCGCCAGCAGCGAGAGAGCGGGAAUUGACGAAGAGGUGGAGGGCUAGUAGGGGGAGGAUGAAGGAGACCCAGAGAGGUGCGGUCUGGGAAGGUUGGGCUGUGGAUGUUGAUAGGGACAUUGUGAUGAGUAAGGAGGAUAGGACGGGUGCGUUUGUGCAAGAUGCGUUGAUCGAUGGAAUCGAUGAAGAUAGCGAGGAAGUCAGAAGGAGGAAGGAGAUUGACGAAUUGCUUGACACAGACGAAGCAUGGGAUUAUGGAGAGGAUGAGGAUGUGCAUAUGCACGGCUAG
Messenger RNA from Alternaria burnsii, 4659 nucleotides. RefSeq lists its product as uncharacterized. Gene Ontology annotation, biological process: cristae formation. Gene Ontology annotation, cellular component: mitochondrial crista junction; cytoplasm; MICOS complex. The record is from RefSeq and is a predicted model, not a curated record. The transcript has 6 exons. NCBI's taxonomy places the organism in Eukaryota, Fungi, Ascomycota, Dothideomycetes, Pleosporales, Pleosporaceae. The coding region runs from base 1 to 4659 and encodes 1552 amino acids.